Messenger RNA from Xyrichtys novacula (pearly razorfish), 23233 nucleotides. The record is from the annotation of a GenBank genome assembly. NCBI's taxonomy places the organism in Eukaryota, Metazoa, Chordata, Actinopteri, Labriformes, Labridae.
UGGGGGUUGGGGCCCUGACAGAUAACAGUUAAUCAAUGGAUCCACACGCAGACCCGUCUACAAAUGAAAAGACGAUUGGGACUACGGCAUCAGAGGGCUAAUAGGGCAGAUGUGAGGCAGCGGACUCUGUGCCAGAGAAGAGAGGAGCAGUAAAUGAAUGAAUCAAUGACAAGCCCAUUACAAACCUUUGUGUCAGCUGCUGGGUGUGACACAUGAAAGAGAUGGAGGGAGAGGAGGCUGAUAAAGAAGAAGAUGAAAAGGAGUAGAAAUGAGACCUGAGAUUGGAGAGAAAAUGUCAGAUAAGAAACAGUCAACAGGUCUGAUAAAAGAGGAGGCUGAUGGCUCUUGGGCUUUUGUUGUUGUUGUUGCUUCCUUUGAAUUGCUGCUUAAAAACUAGUCGUCUGCUUUCCUGUUUUCAUUCUCGAUUUAGAUGGAGGAUGUCUGACAUUUUGACGAUGACCAGAACAGAUACCAUAGGGCUUAAAGUCUAAACUGUGUGUGUGUGAGAUUUGUUUUUUUAUUGUCAGUAAUCUUGAUUUACACUUCAUCUUGAUACAUGGACCUUCUUGUACAGUCUCAAUGAAACACUGACAGUCUGCUUCACUCAUAGAUGUUUUGGUCUUGAUCAGGUACCUCAGACUGCAGUUCAGACUCUGUAGCUCCAUCUACUGUCUGCAGCAUGUACGAGCAGGGGGAUAUAUCAUUUUUGUGCUCAUGCAAAAAUCAGCUCAUAAAUAAAAGGUCAGAUUAAUCACCCUUGAAGCUUCUAAAAUAUAAAUUACAGGGGAUGCAUGAUCAAAAAACACUAUAAGGUGCUGGUUUAAUUCAGUCAGGGGCGCAUGUGCUGCAUUUAUGGGGCUGUAGCCUUAAUCACAGUGGUCCAAGGAUCGAGUCCUCCUGGGCCCAACAGGAUUUGGAUAUGUCAUUUAAGAUGUCAUCUUAAAUUAGGGUGAUAAAUCCAGAAAAUAAUCUUACAAAUAAUCAUUACACUAUUGUUAUUUUAGAUUCUGCUACACACACAUAUCCCACAAUGUUUCAGGAAAAAGUAAAAAAAUCUGCAUCAAAAAUAUCAUUUAUCUUACUAUGAAGUAAAACAUAAUUCUCAGCUGUAAUAUUGUCACUAAUCCAUUUGCCAUCCAAACUUGCAUCAGGAUGCAAAUGAGUGACAUUAUUGUAUUUCUAAUAUAGAUUUAACCCUCCUCCUGUGUUAGGGUCUGCACUGACCCGUUUUUUAUCUUAAAUGAUUAGAAGAAACACUUAAAUUUGCUUUUGUGCAUCAAGACUUUUUGACUUUGUCAGGAACCUCUAUUUCAACAAAAUAAAAAUAAAUUAAUUAAAUGGACUAAAUUAUAAAAUGCUCUUAUUAAAAUUAUGGCACUUGUCGUGUUAGGGUCGCUGUUGACCCGUUUAGAUUAAUAUCUAAUAAUUAGAGCAAAAACUGAAAUCAUAAGUGCACUGACAGUCACCAUAAUUACAGUCAGAUCAUCUUCCAAUCAUGUGAGAUUUAGGAAAUUCUCAUUUUGCCGUGUUUUACCCUGCACAAAAAACGUCUGGCAUGUCCAGAUAAGUGAGACCAAUUCAGUAUAGAUGUCUGUCUGAGGGGUAUACUUAUAAAGAAAGACCCAGAGGCCCACUACAAAAAAUAUUAUCAGCAAUAUUUUCAUGGAUAAUGAAGCCUAACAAGGUAACCUAGAGAUGAGAACCAAAUUUGAUGAUAGAGAAAUGUUUUCAGUGUAAUUUGCAGCUGAUUUAAGACAUGGGUCAAAACUGACCCUUAAAAUGGUGGGUGUGUAGUAAAAGCUAACACAGGAGGAAGGUUAAAGUGUGUCACCAGGGGUCACAGUAGUUCUCAGAAAUACAUACACAAUCCUUUUCUUGCUCACUGUUUCUAUGACAAGCUUAAACACUACCAUGUAAAGAUUUCAAAACGAGAGACUCUCAUAUUUUUAAAUCUUUAUUUACAGGUUUACAGUUUCAUCUUUUUCCUCUUCAGUGUAGGUUUGAGGCUCUGUAAUGAUUAAAAGUCUUAAUGAUCUAUAAGUCAGCAUACUUCACAGGCCUUUAAAGUGUCGGUAUUCCCACCAAAAAACCCGUAAACCAAACUUCCUGAUAUAAAAGAGGAUGUUAAAUCAUUCACGUCACACCAGACCACACAAAGGAAUCUGCAGAAUCUCCUGCUGUGACCUUGAUCACAGAGUACGCAGAGACAUUUCAUGUUCGGGGGUAUUAUCAAAAACUCCUUACAUCACAUUACGUCAUGCACGCAAUCAGAAAAGUGUUUCCGCCUAAGCCCUCUCCUCCAUAAACAUGUCUGCUUUGACUUCCCAGCAGUGGGAAAUACUUGUAAUUCCAGACAGCUUUGUUGUAAAUCUACACUCACUAUCCCGUUGCUGCGGCUCGGUGCUCAGUCUCAGUCUGUGUGUGUAUUUGAGUAUGUGUGCAUGAACCUGUGAGAGACUGUGUGUGUGUGUUUGUGUAGGUGCCAGUGUGUCAAAUUACACUUAAGUCUCUUUAGGACAGUCCUAAAGAUAGUGGCCAGGCAGGAGUGUGUUCAUGAGGUGUAAUGUUGCAGCAUACAGACAUAGAAAUAGAACAAGUAGAACUGCCCUGCUUUUGUAUUUCUGCUGGUUUUGUCCUGGACUGUAAGUGCUUAAAAAUCUCAUUCUGCUGUUUUUAAAGGUUGUCAUAACUCUCAUUUCUGCCAAAUGGGAAAAAAGGCUUUUUUGAACACAUGUAUUUACCAGCCAUGAAUUUACCAUACUAGUCCUCAAGCUGAUAGCUUCGAGAGGCCAUAUAGAGCAGGUAGACCAAUGUUAGUUUUUCAGGGCUCUCUCAUUAGGCUGAUAAUCAAUACUAAGAACCGAUAUAUCAAAAUGUAUGGUUUAGAAUAUUACAAGUCUGACACAAAACUUUGCUUUAAUGCUUUUAGCAAAUAUUGGAUCAAGAAUAAAAUGUUCAUCACAUAGACUGUAUAUACUAUGGACAACUUGGCUCUGCCUUCCACCAGAAUACGGAUUUGAAUACACCAUAAGCAGCAGGAGGGCUUCUCUGACAUUCAGGAGUCUCAGGAUGAGUAAUUUGAUGUGUCUUCUUCAGGACAGCAAACAGCUUCUCUGAACACAAACCAGCUCGAGUGUCAAAAUACAUAACCAUCAAGUUAUCAGUCUGAGGUCAAUCAUUGAGCGCCCCAAAGAAGACAGCAGUGCACUCCUCUUUUGUUCCCUCUUUCUCAGUCACCUUGUAACCAUGUCUCUUUCUUUCUUUUUCACCUCACCUUCCUCCCCAGAGAUGGAGAUGAUGAUGAUCCGAUAUUUGGAUCAGAUAUUGCCUCCGAUAUUAACAAAUUAACUGGAUCGGAUAUCUGAUGGAUGACGCUGAUCCAGCUGUCACCUUUUUUUGACAAGGCUAAUGUCAAGCCUGAUGCCUUCACUCACAGGACAAGGUAUAGACACGUUUUUGUGCAACGUCAUCACAGGUAUGCGCCCGCGGCCAGGGGGCAGAAAGCAAGAGAUUUCUUAUUUGUUUACUAGCGAAGUCAAUGGAGAAAGAAAAUUACAAGGAGCUUUUGUGCUGUAAACUGCACAAAUCGGCAAAACAAACAAUCGGCAAACAUUACGACCCUGCUCCUGAUAUUAGAAACAUCUAAAACAACGUCACAACCUGGUUCAAAUUCAUGGACAUCUCAGCAAGUGUUUUUCUGAUUUGGGUGCAAUUGAAGACAAAGCGAUUUUUCAAUGAAAUGACAUUUUAUUGCAUUUGUGUUAGGGAGAACUUGCAAAAAAUACGACAUCUUCAUCGAUAUCAGUUCACUCCGAAGCAGGCUUUUGCCCCCCUGGUUGCGCACACCUAUUAUUGUUUUUACACAAGAAACCCGCCUAUAAGGUUCAUUCAUCCAACAGUGGUGUAACGUGAAGGUUUGAUUGACAUCCUGUACAACACUUACCAAUCAGAAGCUAGGACCUCCCCACCAAUCAUCGGACGUUGAAGAGACGUGCAGAUCAAGUCAGUAUUGGGUUGGUCCGUCAAAGACCACAUCUAGACAUCAGUAUGGCGUGCAAAAUAGGUUCGAAAUUUUGACGUCCAAUUUUUUGACGUCGCUCUGACGUUUAGAAUUUGGAUGUCAUCUGAAGACCAAAUCUAGAUGUCAGCACAAUGUGCAAAAUGGAUCCAAGAUUUAGACGUCAUUAUUGGACUUCUUUUAGGCGUUGAAAUGACGUCCACAUUUGUGUCUCAUCAAUGAAAAAAUACGUUAAAUAGAUAUUAUUUGAACGCUGCAUUGCGCAGUGAUAAAUGUAAAUGAACCUCAGAAACACAUUCUGCAUAAUCUGCUAACUCUCACAAACAGCUGCAGAGAAAAUCAUUUAAACUUGAAAAUAUGUAAAUAUGAACCUCUCAACAAUUUGGGAAUAGUUCUCUGUAUGAAUUCUAUAAACACAUUUUUUUUUAGCUCAACUUAAACCCUAAUAGUUAACGGAAAUAUAUAAUUGACUUCACUGUUAAGCUUACAGUGGUAUUGGAUCGGUAUCAGAUAUCGGCCGAGUAUCGCUAUCGGAUUGAAUCGAGAAAAAAAUGUAUCGGUGCAUCUCUAAUGAUGAUGCCCGCUGAGACCCGCAAAUGCUGAGAGGAAGAGGAGAAAAGGGAGGACGAGAGGAGACGAGGGGAAAGGGAGGCAGGAAGGGAAGAGAGAGGUGGGGAGGGGAGGGGGGAGGAGAGGAAAACGAGAGAGAGAGAGGGGCUAGUGGAUGUAGCUCUAGCUGUGGGCCGGGGGGAGAGCUACCUAGCCCGGGCUGCUCUGCUGAAACAUCCAUGGGUGGCUGUGUCGGGAGCCACCACGACUCCUCGGGCAGCUUAAACGAGAACUCGGACGGCACUGGAGGUAACUUAUCGACGUCUUUUAGCGCCCUAGAGCUUGUCUUAUUUUGGGAGACAUUGGAGGUGGGGGUCCUCUAGGCUUACUGCAUGUUGUCCUGGCUGGAGGUCCCUUCCUUUUAUACCCGAGCCAGACAGACAGAGCCGCAGACACACACGGCAGCUCACCCGGGUUAUCUCCUCACGCACAGCGGGCCGUGGAGCGAUAAAUGACGGCUCGUCGCCACUUCUCAAAGUGGGAAAUUUUUAGUGAGCGACGCUUCCUCCCUUUGUUCUGAAGUGUUGACUGAGCUAGCCGGCUAGCCGAGUUAGCACGCUAGCUUCUCUGCAUAACAAAUAUGGGUCACAGACGGGAAUGGUUUACUCUGGAGUGAUACAGUCUGAUUUAUAAUGCGGCCAGACUGUCUCUGCUUUUAACCCGAAAAUAUUAUCUCUAAAAUUAGUAACAACAUCACUAUACCCGAAAUAAUAUACCCAAGUUAAAGUACUUGUCAUUAAAAUAUAUCAAAAUAGCACAAUACAUGACAAAUUAAAGUAGUUAUCUUUUAUUUUUAACUGUGCAAUGUCCAAAGGGAGGGGGAAAGUGCCAUGAGGGGACCAUGUAAAAUUCAACUAAAUAACUAAAAUUAGGUAUUCAUGAACAAAAAAUUCCUAAAAAUAUAUAUAUAUGUAUAUAAACUGUAAACUUAGUUUCUUUUCCACCCAUUCCUGGAGCAUCUGAGUCUUUCCUGGUCCUUGGCACAAGAAAAGCUGCAGGAAAGAGAACCAAAAUAUGGCAGAUUUUGAGUGUGUAAAAAUAAUAAUAAUAAUGCAUUAGAUUUUCAUAGUGCUUUACAUUGGAUACAUCAUUCAUUCGCUCACACAGUUAUACUCUGGUGGUGGUAAACUACCUUAGUAGUCACAGCUGCCUUGGUGCAGACUGACGGAAACGUGGCUGCCAGUUUAUGCUUACGGCCUCUCCGAGCGCCACCACACAAUACUCACAAUCAUACAUCAGUGGAGGACACACACUGGGAGCGAGGUGGGUUAAGUGUCUUGCCCAAGGACAUGACUGACAGACUAGGGAUAGGGGGGAAUUGACCCACCAACCUUCCAGUUAUUGGCCGACCGCUCUACCUCCUGAGCUUCUGACUAAAGCUGAUUAAAAUAUUUUUUAUCACCACAUGUAUUCCCUUAAGAUCACUAUUUUGUGAUAUACAUAACCACUGCGCUAAAUAAAGAUAGCAUGUAAAUUCCAGGACCACUCUUACUGACCUUAUUCGCCUACAUGCAGCUAUCAAAUCCACCCAAACCUACUUUACCCUCAAUCACUAUUGCCGGUCGAAUUUUACCCGAAAUAAUAUACCCAAGAAAAUGUACUUGUCAUCAAAAUAUAUCGAAAAAGGACAAGAGAAAAUCAUAUUGUCCCAGCCCUAUUAUUCACCUACAUGCAGCUAUCAAAUCCACCCAAACCUACUUUACCCUCAAUCACUACUGAUGGGUGAAAAUCACCCUGUGAACACGUGCCUGUAGGAAAAAGCAGGUUUUGGAUCAGGGAAACAAAUAUGCCUUUAAAGAUGUCAAAGGCAAUGCUGAAGCUACCCAGAGACCCAUGAUACUCAGACAAACGCAACAUAAUGAAAAUCGCGUAAACAUGUUUGGUCGGGUGAAAAUCACCCGCGAUAGUGUUCUAGGGAUAAGUAGCUGUAAGCUUCACACACAAUGCUUUCAUUCUCAUUGUCAGGCUUUCGUUUUUAUAAGCUGUGUUGUGUAAGGUGUUUACUGCUGGAAAGUGUUGGGGAAAAAAUCAGGAGGUGUCAAAACUUAAAGGGUGCUUUUGCUUUAUGUUUAUUGCAGGCUAAUUCAGUUACAAGCUUGAGAGCCGGAAACGGCAUGUCCACAGUCGGACAACAAAGUACAAAACCAGACAAUAAGUUUGGCAUAUUUUAUUUAAAGGGCAGCAGACAAAAUUGUAGUCAAGACCAGAUUUUGGGAUUUUUUGUUGGUUUAGUUUUGGCUUACCAAUUUAUUAGAAUAUUUAAAAAAAGUCCUUCGUAACUUAUUUCAAUUUCUGAAUCAUGGACGUGCAAAAUGUUCAAAAAAAGGAGGGUGAAAAUUGCAAUCUCAAUACAAUAUAUUGCCUAAUCCAUUGCUCACAAAUAGAGAUAAUUUUAAUGCAAAUCUAUCACAUAAAAAUGCUGCAAGAUGUCUGAUGAAUAAAGACUUGAAAUUCCCCUGAAAUGAAAACACAUUAUUAGUACCACUAGGGCCACCAUGAGAAGACUUAAGUUGGUGAUAGGACCACUCAAAUAGCAAUAAUAGACCAAUAUUUAGUGUCUGUAGAGUCAGUGUUUGCAGUUUCAGGAUCUCAACCACGAGACUGCAUCUCUAGAACGAUUAUGUCCUUGCACAAGUGAAAGUUAGAGAAAGGCACCAUAAAUAGUAAUAUUCCAGAGUAAAACGGAGGUCCUCUGGUGUGAGGAUUUAUUGCACUAAAUGGUGCCAUCACAAACAACAAAGAUCCUAGAAUUGCAGUCCCUGAAAUCCGGUCCAGAAUCUGCAGCCUGUAGUUCUGCAAACACAUGAACUACCAGGGGGAAGAAAACCUUUGGAACUCAGAAUUUAUAUAUUUUACUUAAAUUGUUAAUUUUGGUCCUAAUGGUACAAUAACUACAUUUCCAAAGUUCUGGUUACAAAGGCAAGUGCAAAAAAAUGGGUUUUCAACUGCUUUUUGAAAGUGGGGCAAUUAUAUCGUAUCGUGACCCAGGUUUCGUGAUAAUAUCGUACUGUGGCCCAAGUAUCGUGAUAAUAUCGUAUCGUGGCCCAAGUAUCGUGAUAAUAUUGUACCGUGGCCCAAGUAUCGUGAUAAUAUCGUAUCGUGGGGCCACUAGUGAUUCCCACCCUUAAUACUUAUGGGAUGUAACAAGUACUAUGACUUUGGGGCUCAGGGGUAGAGCCCUGCAUGUCAAAGUACUUUUUGGCGAGAUACUGGACCCGAAGUAGCUUCUUUUUUUUGUAUUUGUGAGCGUGCUUUAUGAUGUGAAGCCAUGGUGGUAUUGUAAACACAAACUUUGUAUCUGCCAUAGAGAGAGGGAGAAGGAUAGAGAGAGCCGCAUAUGCAUGGAAUUACAUUGUGGAUGUAGGGUGUAGAUAGCGCCCAUCUUCCUGUCCUGUCUGUGGGGCUUCUUCUGCAGAGAUUUCUAUCAGGCUGCGCUGCUGAGAUAACUUUGAACUGAAGUUUCCUGGAUGUCUGAAGAGAGAGGAGCACUAAGAAGAGAGCUAUUUCAAUCACGGGGAGGGAGGUGAAGCCAGGUCGAGGGGUUGAGACUGAGCACUUUGAGAUGCUCAGAUAUAACACAGUUUGAUUAAUCAUUUCCUGUUUGACUCCACUUCUGUCUGAAUAUUUGACUCUUUUUGUGGAUGCCACAAAAACAGGUUUCAGCAAUUCUUGUGUUGAAAAGAAGUAGACAUGUGUGUGUUUUUGUUAACACGAAGCUCUGCUGUGUUAAAACAGAUUCAGAUAGGCAGCUGAUACCUGACACUUUACCCGAUGGUGACAGAGACGGAGCAGUUACACUUGAGCACAUGUAUCUGUUUUCACCAAAGCAGAUGUAAUAAUUGGAUUUACCUCCUUAAAGCGUAGACAUGUUUGAGUGAAGAAUCAUCUUUAACACACUCUGGCCCAAAUGCUUCCCUGAGGAUUAUCAGGAAUUACUGAAAGACAGGAAAGUAGGCUAUUGUGUAAAGUAAAUUAUUAAAUUAUGAGCUGACAGAUGAGCCGGAAAGUAGGCUAAUGUAAGUCACACAGCCAAGGAGUCAAGUCAGCCAUAACGUUGAAUUAUACACACUGGAAUUCAGGCAGAAACUUAGAGCGGGUCACUGCAUGUCAGACAGCAUAUUUAUAUUUACCUUUAUUUUAUUUAGAUAAAAAAAAUGUUUAAAGCCUCACCUGUAUCCUGGUGUGGAUCCAAACUAGAGAAGUUUCAAAGCAACUGUUCUUUAAAUGGAAAUUUAAAUACAGACUAAUCAACUAGUCUGGGAUAUUAUGGUCAACACCAGGUUAGACAACCCCUCAAGAGAUGAAUGUUGUCGACUGCUUGCUUCUCUAGUUAUACCAACUUUGGUAACGACCGCACGAUAGCAAUACACAGCGGUCUACUUCUCCAUGCACAAACCACAACCAAAACACCACUCUAUAGCCACAAAUAAUGCUCAGAACAGCACCUAACUUCAUCAACAGUACAUAUAGGGUCCCAGCCAUAGGACUAGCCAUCAAACAUCUGUUUAACUUUGCCUGAUUUCUUUAGCAAAGAGACUAAACACAACUCACCCACCUUCCUCCAGCAGCCGCUUGUUUGUGGGGGAGCCCUGACGAGUUGAUCACUGAGAGCAGCUGAGUUUCGCAGCUCAAGGAAGAACAUUUAUGAUAACUACUUCACAGAAAUGCAGUCAGACCGAGACGCUAAGGCAGAAGAACUACCACGUCUGCAGUGCAAAAUGAUUAAUAUGAUGAUAUUACGGUGAUCGACUCGCCAGGGCUCCCCCACAAACAAGCGGCUGCUGGAAGAGAGUAGGUGAGUUGUGUUUAGUCUCUUUGCUAAAGAAAUCAGGCAAAGUUAAAAAGAUGUUUGGUGUCUAGUACUAUGGCUGGGACCCUAUCUGUCCUGUUGAUUAAGUUAGGUGCUGUUCUGAGCAUUAUUUGUGGCUAUAGAGUGGCGUUUUGGUUGAGGUUGAGGUGAAUGACCUACCUCUCCACAUUAGGCAAGGUCCCUCACUGACCAUUUUUAAAACCCGUCUAAAAACCCUCUUUUAUUCCUUGGCUAUUCCUUUUUUAUUGCUUUUAAUUAUAUUUUAAAACAACUAUUUAAUGUUGUUUUUAUGUUAUUUUGUACAGCACUUUGUGUCAGCUUUGGUUGUAUUUAAAGUAUAUAAAUAAACUUGAGUUGAGGUUUGCAUGUGGAGAUGUAGACCGCUUUGUAUUGCUAUCGUGUGGUCGUUACUAAAGUUGGUAUAACUAGAGAAGUAAGCGGUAGGAAACAUUCAUCUCUCGAGGGGGUGUCUAACUCGGUGUGUUUGACCAUAACUUAAAUUUACGCCGGAAUAUCCCUUUCAUAGUCAGAAAACAGACACACAGCUCUCCCCACUGAAGUUUCAUCCUCUCUUGGAUGAUAUGAUUAUUGUAUAGAGAUUACUCCCAACAACUCGAUUAAAGUCUUGUCGUCUGUACUCGGCAUGUUAACAGUCUGUCAGUCUGAGCCGAGGUCUUGUUUACUGCAAACAGCCCAUUGAAGGCUGAUGUUGUUGAACGGUGCGGUGUGAUCAUCAGAGCACAUGUGUACCAGCAGCAGGUGUAACACAACACCUUGAUCUGUCAUCCCGCUCUCUUUUCCAUCACACACACACACACACACACACACACACACACACACACACACACACUGUCCCGUACCUGUCCCCCCCGCCCCUUCAGUGUUGAUCCAGAUGGUGUUAUUAUUUAUCAGCCGUUCUGCUGCAGAUGGAGCGCGGCGAGAUGCUCGAACCGUAACCUUUAUCAACGAGUUUAGCAACAAAACAUUUGAAGCUUCUGCUCGGCUUCAUGUAUUUUUCAGAUCAAUAUUAACUCUUCCUUUUCCCUCUUUCUCUUACACUCUCCAUCCUUUCUUCUUAUUUUAAUUCUUUGUUCUCACACCUUCACUCACGCUGCAUUAUGCUCUCCUCCUGAUUUCUUUUCUUUAUUUCCAUCUUUCUAUCUACUGCACCUUUUUCAAAUGUGUUUUCUCUUCUUUGUCCUUCCUCCCACCUUCCUGUUUUCUUCACCCUUUCUUCCCUCUCCAUCUCUCCUCACUCUCUCUCUCACUUCUCCUCCCUUUUAGUGGCUCUAGGGCGUAACCAGCCCCUGAAGAGAGAGCGGCCUAAAUGGAAAAGUGACUACCCGAUGACUGAAGGCCAGCUGCGCAGCAAGAGAGAUGAGUUCUGGGAUACGGCGCCAGCAUUCGAGGGCCGGAAGGAGAUCUGGGAUGCGCUGCGGGCUGCAGCCAGCGCCUUUGAGAGCAAUGACCACCUGCUGGCUCAGGCCAUCCUGGAUGGGGCCAGCAUCACACUGCCGCAUGGUAACACACACUGAUACACUAGCAGAUUUUGGAGAUAGUGUUUGGUUAGCCCUCCAUGAAACACAGCUGGGUGGACUUCAUUUCAGAAAGAAUUCAGUUUUCCUCUCCUGAAGCUCUCAAGAGUUCAUAAAACUCUGGAAGUCAGCUGUGGAGAGUCCAAUUACAGCUCGAGUCUCCUCCAAGGCUUCAGAUCUCAUUUUGUCUCUGAACUUUGUUUUUAAGAUUCGGAGAUCUUGAAUUAGCUCUUCUAUGAUGAAAGUACAGAGGAGACAGCGGUUCACUCCAAGGGCGAUCAAGCAAGAGUCGGAAACAAAAGAAAGCGAAGAAAUUUAAAGCAGAUGGACUGAGGUCGUUCACACUGUAAAAAGUGACGUGAGGAGUUGAAACAGACUGAAACCUCCAGUUAACGAGACCAUCAGCAAAAACUUUGACAAUUUCGAAGUUUUAGUGUUUAACGUCUGUGACCAUGACGCAUCAUGCUACCGUAUUUAUAGCUUUCUGGAAAAAAGGCAAUUUUCCCAACAAUGAAAAACAGCGAGUGAAACAUCCCACUUUAAAGAGAAAACAUGAUUUACUCAUUUACACUAAAUUAGCAAAGAAAUGAGAGGUGUAACUUUGUCCACAGGGGGCGCCAAAAUCAACCUAAACAAAAAAUUCCUUACUCAAAACAGUAGGUGUGAAAAGUCGUCUUUUGUGCUGUUGUAGAGCUGAAUAUGUAUAAAGAUCGAAGCACAAUGUUGAUCCAAAACAAUCACCGAGGAGUUGGAGUAUCUAAUAUGUAGAGUGAUUUUACAAAGUCAAAAAAAGCCAAAUUUGUUUACUUUGAGCUUUUUCACCAUCUGCUUUUUAGGAUGGGAGUAAAUAUGUUUAACCAGACCAGAACAUAGACUGUAUACUAUGGACAACUUGGCUUCGCCUUCUGCCAGUAUACGAAUUUGAAGCCGAAUUGCUCUCGGUAUGUCCGUGUUUUUUCUCCACUUCCUUGAACCACCACUUGCACAGUAGCAUUGUACACAUUCGGCGGAAGAGUCGCUGUGAUGACGCUCGGCUCAAACAACGUAUCCCUUGGGUGAGCUACGCAAUGUUCCUACGCCCAUAGGCUGUAUCAGGUGUCAAUCAUAGAAAACAUGAACCCUCUAAUAACUUUUAAAAAUGGAGCUGCACAGAAAAAAAGAGGACUUGAGCACAAACCAGUCUUACAAUAACUACAUGUCAACAUCACAACCAGGGGGGAGAAACAUUUAUAUUCUGUGUAAUAAAUUUCUAAAGUUUGUCCACAGCUCCAUAGGGAUUGCUGGGGGAGGCGGGAUUUAUGACCUAUACUGCAGCCUGUCACCAGAGGGUGCUGUUCAGACGGCAUCCAUUCUGUAUACAGUCUAUGGACCAACAGCACAAUACGACAGAAGUACUUAAAGAUAUUAGAAGACCUGAAUUUAAGCCGACAAAACUAUAAGAAGAACUUGAUCGAUUCCCAAAGGGAAAUAUAAUCAUAGAUGAAUGAAUUUAUUUACUGCACUUUGGUUUGGUUUUGCUUCGAUGAAACUUGGUCUGUAGGUGAAAUAUACAUAACUUUAAAACAACAGUAAAAUCACUGUAUUUGACGUUUGGAGGUCUUGAUACUUGGAUCACAUCUUUGAACAUUUUUUCUCAUGCCUCAAGUUAAAAUGGCAGUGAAUCAAGUUUGUGUACAAAUGGUGUGCCCUGAUGUACAUACUGUUCGAUUUCUUGAUUUAGCUUCACAUGUUUGACAGAUGAAGGCAUAAAGAGGUGUUUGGUCUCUGAGGUUUUCAGGGACAAUAACUCACGUGUGUCGACAGGGUCAGAGCUUAGAGGCUGGAGGGUGUUGCAGAGCAGCUUCAGACAGUCUCGUAUACAUCCUUGCGGUUUCUCGUAUCAUAUAGUUACAGAAACAGGAAGUCAACUUUGCUGAACGUGUUAUUCAUCUCAGCAGCCUCUCCUGUCUUUUUUUUUUAGCUUUUACUUAAAGGAACAUUUGAAACUGAGCGACUGUAAGCCCUGACUGUGUUCUGUGAAAAGUGAUGAAAGAUGCUGAACCUCUGGAUGUAUUUCAGUGACCGCAUUUUAGAGUUCAGACUUCAGCUAUAUUCUGUGGAGGGAAUCGAUGAAUAAUAUAUGAAAAGGUCGGAGUGUGUCCUCAGACUUCUCAAAGUAGAACUAAAUGAAGCAAUCACUCACAUAAGCCGACCAAAGAUAGUGCCUCCUGACACUUUUAAGAGAGCCUCCACAGUGAACGGAUCAAUAAAACUGAAAGGGCUCAGAUUCAGGAACUCCAGUGUCUCCACAUCAGCUGCUUAGGUAUGCUGUAUAAAUGUGGAUCAGCAUUACUCUGUUGAUUUCUCUUUCAUAUCCUGUCAGAGUCAUAAAUCAUAAUUGGAAAGAUUAUUACUUUUUGUGAGGUUUUUUUAGGUAGUGGUACAUUUUUCCCUGUGAUGGUACUCAGUAUUCCCCUUUUUCUCCAGACUUUGAAUGGGUUUUUUUUUAAGGUCAGCAGUGAAAGUGAAGGUCCAAAACAGGCUGAGAUGAUGGGCCCACUUUGUUUGAAAACCUGUCUAUCUUUGGGUUUUGUUUACCUGAGACCAAUAGCCAAGGCUGUGAACAGAUUAUCCUCCCCUCCGAUGAGAUUUUCCCUUUUUCUUCCACUGAGCAGACCUUUGUUAGUGUCCCGAUGAAAACCAAAAGUCCUAGUUGAAGUGUUUUCAUUUUCAUCAUCAUGUUCUCAAGUUUUUACACCUUGAGAUACUGCCACUCUUCUGAGGACUGAUCCCGUGUUAGGAAAGUCUGAAAAAGUUGCUGUUUAAGCACGUAGAGUUACAUGGGACCAAACCUGGGCCUUUUUAUACUCAAACCCCUCUCUAAACCCUCUCUGCCGCUCUGUUUGUGUGAUAGAGUGGACUGUCUGCCACAUUGAGAGCCAUCCAAAACCCCUGAGUGUGGAGUGAAUACAGGUCGUUAAACCCUUCAAUACUGAGUCUGCACCAUAGACAAUGGACAGAGCAAAGCUGUCCCAAAUGAUGCCAGUGCUUUCGAGGCUCCCCCUGGAGGCUGGAUGCAGUAUAGGCCCGAAGAAACACUUUUUCCACUUUUUUGGCAAAUGGAACAUGAGUGAACUUAGAAAUGUAAUAUAGUGUUUAAGGUUGGAGAAUUAGGCAAAAGUAGAUAAUACUUAAGACAGAGCCUUCUCUGUUGCCGCCCCCACCGAGACUGUACCGACCCCCACACUCUUAAAAACUCAUCUUUUUAACUUGGCUUUAAACCUGUGAAUCUGUUCUUUUAUUGUGUCUUUUUUAACCUUUUACAUCAUUCAUAAUUUUCUGUAUUUAAAUUUUUUUUUUAAAAUCUUUUUAAAUUUUUUCAUUUUAUUUUCUUCUUUUUAUUCGUAAGGCGUCUUUGAGCACCUGUAAAAGCGCGUCAUAAAUAAAAUGUAUUUUCUUACUGUAUUUAAAAUGCUCACAGGGAUUAAAUGAAGGGGUGUAAUGGUAUUGAAGUACUACCUCAUGGUUAUUGUGACCAAAAUAAUCAUGGUUUUCGUUAAAAUCGCUGUAUUUUUAAAAAUGUAUUCAAAGGCAUUGAUUACAGCAUUUUCUAGGCUUUUAACUAGCGCUAAAACGUUGCCUUGUUUUCAUUGUUUCAUCAUAUCUAGACAGGAUUACUGUCUUCAAAUAAGCGUUCCCUCAACAUUCCUACAAAACCCAAAAUGUGCCCAUACUACCAACUUGGUCCUCUUGGAGGGCUGAUGGAUGUCUUUGGCACUGUCGUCUCCUCCUCCUUCUGCCAUGAUUCCAUUCCAAACUCAAUAGAAAGUUUAAACGCAAAUUUUAGGCUACACAGUGCGUCUGCGUGGAUACUUCAGGAGACUUGGAUAGAGCUGGGAUGAUUAACAGGGUUUCCCCUAUAUGCAGUUGAUCGUGGUGCAUUACCACGGCUAAAUAAAAGCCGCCACACCUUAAAAAUGUAGUUUUUUCAUAUGUGGCUCUACCUUGGACUCAUAUGUGACUGUAUACCGUAUUUUUCGCACUAUAAGGUGCACUGGAUUAUAAAACACACCAUCAAUGAACGCGUCUAUUCGCGUCUAUUUCCAUACAUAAGGCGCACCGGAUUAUAAAGCACAGAAGCCAAACAAAAUAGUCAGAUAAGUCCAACUUUAUUUAACUCAUUCGAUAACUCUGUGAGGCGACAAUCGCUGCAGCGCUACGACAAGCCAUCAGGCUGUGCGACUUUGUAGCUCAUCGAAGUCGUAAUAAAACAUUCUGACAGAUUUUUGAGCGCUGUGUACCACAUAAAAUCGGUUCGAGGUCAGUAAGCACAACCAGAAUUCAUACAUUAGGCGCACCGGAUUAUAAGGUGCACUGAGGAUUUUUCCACGCCGAGUAUUAGCAUUAGCGAGUUAUCGUCUUCGACCACACAGCUCAUUAAUUAGCAAGUUAUUGUCCUCUGUCCGACAGCUGAUUCCUUAAAACACUCAAACCGUUUUUUUAAAUGAAAACUGUAAUCGUUAUCAUCAACAUUUUCAUCACGAUGUACCGUUACACCGGUUACCGCUUCAUCCCUAGAUUGAACAGUGCUUGGAAAUCUGGACAGUUUGUGAAUCUAGGUUUAUAUGUCAGGACAAAUUGUUCUAACCAGAGGCAUUUUACGAUCUGGUAGGAAACCCUCUCAUUACCCACUCUGCAGUAGGAUGUGGUGAACUGAAGAGUCCUGUUUGAGUGAGAUUUGGACACCAACAGACACUCUCUUUCAUGCCUGUUUAUGCCUGUUUGUGCCGUGUGUCGUGAUUGUCCGUUUUGUAUUCUGUCUGGUUCAGAUCAGAUCCUGCUGAGCUCCAGCUGUGGAUUCCCCAGGUCUGAUGUCAUGUCACACUCGUCCAGUUCCCCAGCACAAACAGCAACCACAUCAGAAAUAGUUUCCCUUUUUCCUUAUCAUCUUUUUCACGUUCCUUGACAUGUUUCGGCGUAAACUUCCACCUUCCUCACGUGUGUCUCUUGGUGGUAGAUGUGACAUGUUAUAUCACACCUACCACCAAGUGUUACUUCCAGAAACACUAACAAGUCUAUGAAGAGAGUGAUUUUUUGCUUUUGUUUUUGUCUGUAUGGUUGGCUGUGAGCAUCUGUGGAGAAAGUGGAAGGAAAUGGAAGAAGAAUUUGUCUGCAGCACAAGAAAACAAAGGAUACGACUCAUUUUGUACAGUUCAACAAAAAACAAGGCCAUGCUAGCCCCCCUAUGAGGCUGUGGAUUCACACAGUGUCCAUCAUCCUAACAUACAGACAGUGAUGAGGCUAACAUGCUAAUGUCAACCUGCUGCAAAGGUUUUAAGACUCAGUAAUUUAGCUUAGUGUGUUGAAAAGCUCCUUUGAUUAACCAUGGAGAAGAGCCGGGGGAACCCCAGAGUGAGAAGUAGUUUGUCUUAAGAGGAAUAUAAAAGUAAAAAAUUCCAGAUUUCACAGCCGUUCAUACAAAAAUUAGAGAAAUGCCACCAUUAAGUGAAAAUGUGAAGGAGUAAAUGAAAAGUCAGGGGAUCACCAGAGUGAGGAGGAUUUCUCUGACAAAGGUGACGUUAGUUAAGUUUGUGUUGUUCAAAUAGCAGAUUUGUUGAAUCCUCUAAAGUCUUCUUGAAUGCUCAAACCUUUUCUAAAAACUCUGAAAUAUUAUUAAGGGUUUAUUUUAUCACAGUCCUCGCUGUCCUCACAACACCCCAAUAAUAAAACACACAUAAUGACGGUUAUCACUUUCUCUAAUUGCAUCAGCGAUCUCCAGCUUAGAACUGCCUCUUAAGAGCAACAUGUGGAUUAACUUGUUGGUGUUCUCAGAGUUGCGCCAUUAUGUGCCUCUUCAUGUUCAGGAGGUUCAAUACACUCUGAACUCAGAGGAGAGUGACCCUCAGGUGGGGUUUUCGGUUACAGAACAGCUAACUUGAGUUGGUUCAGUCAUCCUGGAAUUAACCCGGCUUUGACAAUCAGGUGUUUUCUUAAAUGAUUUAUCUACUUUUUUUAUUUUCUAUUUUUUGUAAAUAUGUACGUUGGGGUGUUUGAUUGUAAAUUGAAUAGCAGAGAAGGGGUGUGUUUUAAAAAAGCGUGAUCUUUUUCGGACAUGUUGGGUUCACAUUAUUAUUUUUUCUUGACUAUUGUUAUUGUUAUUGUUGUUUUGACUUUUUUUAUUGGUUUGUUUUCAGUUUACAUUUUUGCAGAAAAUGCUAUAAAACGUAAAAUCUGUCAUAAUUUAGAUGCCACUGGACAGAGAAAACAGGAUUUGCACCAAACCUGUUAGAAACGGGGCCUAUUGGGUAGUCAUGUUUACAUGUGCAAAAUUUCUUGAUCCAAUUAAAAAUUUAAGGGAUUGGAAAAUCUGAAUCCACUGUUUAUAUCGAGCGACUGACGGCAAACCCUUCUGCGGUGGGUGAGGAUGCGGCUCGGCAGAGUGCGGCUUGGCGAGGUGAAAUUAUACUGAUUACAGCACAAGGAGGCAAAUAAACAUCUAUUUCCCGCCAUCUAUUUUGGUAAAAUUCUGCCACACUGCCGACAUCUUUGACAUGGAUGUUAAAGGAGGACUCACAUGAAAGUUGAAACGCUCAAAAUAAAAAUAAAUAUCAGCAAACCACCGGACGUUGAUUUACGUGGACGCUCUUUAAUCUUCCUGUCUCCAGCCCGGUCUCCAGUGGGUUGGGCGAAUCCAAAAUGGUGAAAACAAGGGGGGUGUUCUGAGACAGGAAAACAUCCCCAUGAGCACUCGGUACGUUCCUCCUGAUAAAAUUUACCAUAAACAGUUAAUUCAAGCGGAAAAAAAAACAAGUCGACCAAUCAGAAUUUUGGUCCACUCAGCACGUUAUAACCAUAGACUGUAUAUACUAUGAACAACUUGGUUCUGCCUCCUGCCAGUAUACGGAUUUGAAGCCAAAAAGCUCUUGGUAUUUCCGGGAUUUUUCUUCAGUCUUACAGUAACUACAUGUCAACAUCACAACCAGGGGGGAGUAACAUUUAUGUUCUGUGUAAUUAAUUUCUAAAGUUUGUCCACAGCUCCAUAGAGAUUGCUGGAAAAGGCGGGAUUUAUGACCUAUACUGCAGCCCGUCACCAGAGGGUGCUGUUCUUGUAGUAGCUUCACCCAGUGAGGAGGCAGAUGCUGUCCAUUCUAUAUACAGUCUAUGGUUAGGACCAAUAAUUUGACCAGUUGACUAGGACUUCCCAGCUUUAAGGGAAACAGAGCAAGCUAAUGAAACACAGGAUCUACAGUUACACAAUACUUGCGUACAGAGAGCAGUGAAGUGACGCUGAGGGUCUAACCAAGACUGCCCACCACUCAGGGAUGCUGUCGUGGUUUCUGCUUCAUAGGGGGUAAUUCCACAGUGAGACAUCUCAAUCAUGCCAUUUAGAGAACUGCGCCACAGUUACAGUUAACCUUAAGUAUACAGUAGUAGUUUCAGGGGGGAAAACACACCUGUAAUGUAUUCUUCCCCUCAUGUGUGAGAAGUGUUUAAGUGGUUAUGAAAUGACUGAAGUAAAUUCUGCUGCUACAGUUAAAAACAAACGAGAAAAGAUCUGACUUAUUCUCGCUGGCGUCCUCUACUUAAGCUCUAUAUCAAUUCAAUACAACAUCACUGUUUAUACAACACUUAUUCAAAACAAACACCUGUACAGUUUGGAUGAAAUCUUCAAAAUCACCCAUGUAUGCAGACGGGUUAAUGUGAAAUAUCUGAAGCCGGUUGUUUGUCUAUUUUUGUGCAACCUUUCACACCAUGCGGUUUUCAGCUGUUGUUGAAAGGUGCAGAGGACUUGUUACUACGUAGUUUAGUUGAGAAAUUAUGAAAGUAGAAACCUCUAUUCUUGUCUUUCCCCAUCUCCUCUGCUCUCACUUUCACUCGACCAAGUCCUGAGGCUAUGUGUAGCCUCUCCGUCCUCACCUUGACCACAGCAGCUGUCAUUUUCAGAGCAGAGAACAACAUCCUGUGGUCUCUGCUGACUCAUCUCUGUCUCCCCUCGCCACAAAAACUCAUUGUCGAGCAGCUCAUGCUGCCUCCAGACUCAUAUAACAACACAGGCGCGAUGCGGUGACCUUUGAAAACAUUGUGUAAAAGAAAAGACAAGCUGGGGAGUUGAACUUUUUGCUUUUGUUGGGAAAGUUCUCACCCGGGUCUUAAAUCUUUUAAAACAAGUUUUUGAGUUUCUGCAGGGUGACGUCAUCUCAGAGGUUUCAAAAACAGAGAAAACAUCAGGGAUGAGUUGGUCAUAUUUAAACUGAAAUGUUAUUCUUCUGAAAAACAACAAAAACAACCUUUAUAUAACACUUUUAUUAGGUCAUGGGCCGUCUUAAACGUGACGUACUCUCCAGCUCUUUUCAAGCCCAUUGACGGCAGUUGGUGCAUUAGAAACGCAAACCCAACCUCGCUUUUGAUCAGCUGAGAAACAGGCAAAAGGAUCAAACAGGGGCUGACUUGACCCGAAUUUCCACCGCAUCCGGAAUACCAACCAUAAAACCGUAUUCCCCGAUCUCAGCUGAUUGUUUCCAUUCGAGUUAAAGUGUUGAAUUCCAUCGGCUACUUUCUGUUGCGCUGCGAAUCCUGGCGAUCGAAUAUGUAGCCGAUUGCCAGGAUUCUUUUUUAUUCUGGGCGCUGCAGCAUGCCACAUAAAUUCAGCACAGAUUAGCCUGUGCUGGAAAGGAAGUUGGGCACAGACACAAAAUAAAAUAUCUGUCUUCUUUUCAAAAUAAAACACUACGAGUAUCAGGCGGAUUGUAUUUCACAACAUGCAAAUGGGUGGGGGCCAACAAGUCAAAGGUUUUCAGACGAUGACACCAUGGAUGAGGAGAUGCUGAUUCUAGAAGUCUAGAAGUGGAUUUCCUCCUCUGGAAGGACACAAUCUACUGCUUAUAUGGAUAUGUGGCUGUCUUUAUAGAGAUAACUCAUUAUCGUGAGAUCGCAUGUGAUUCCGCGAGUUCUUGUGAGUUCUCUCGAUUCCCGCUUUUUGAAAUCCGCUACGAAAUUCGCCUCACAAAUGCAUCUGGUAGGAAUUGGCGGACUGAGAAAAUUGCAGCCAUUCCGUAGCAGAGCCGUCCCGGACGCAGUGGAAAUUGGGGGUUACAGAGUCCAGGCAAAAGGAACUGGUGCGUCCUUCAACUAAGCUGUGCCCCAAGUGAAUCAAAUUUCUGCCCAACUGAUAAAAAAAAUCGAAUUCUACAAAUAAUUCCUCACCAGUCUCCUCAUAUCCUCCAAAGUCUCUCUAACUUGUGAAAGUACUGCUUAUGCGGCAGAGUGAUUUUGGGGCAAAAUGAAGUCCAGGAACCUUGUUUAGAUCCUGGUCCACAUGGGCAAUGACGUCUUUCUAAAUCCACUUGACCCUGAGCUAAGUUUGUGCGUUAGAAAUCCAACAGUGUUUAGGGAUGUGAAGUGUAACUACGGUGCAGGAUGCAUGUUCGAAAAUCCCCUUGAGGACGGGGGCCCCCUCUCUUUCUAGAUACCACUAUAUUAACGUUUGUUUGUCUCCUCUGUGCGUCUUUUUCCCCCUCCGUCCACCAACCAUCUACUCCGUGAAUCACAGUCGACACACACUGACAUAAAGUCUAUAAAUGUCACACCCACACUGACACACGGCGUUCCCUUUCUCCUGCUUUUGCUCUAAGAUUGUUCCUCCCAGUCUUUGUUCUCCAUUCAGCCUGACUCUCAUUUCUCCAUUUCUGCUUUUUAUAGAAAACGUGAUAUGAAGGUCAGGUUUUGGCUUUGUUAUUUGGAAGAGAGAUUUGUUGGAGGUUAACGUGAAAAUUUCACUUUAAUGGUUGUUUGUGGAACUUCCCAGUUUCAGUUGACCUUGUGGAGUCGAGCGGAGACCGAAUGUUCUCUCUAAAUGAGUGGUUUGGGUGGGUUGCUUUUGCACGUGAUGGAUGUUUAUGUCAUCACAGUUCAUUGUAAAAAACCUCUUUGGGGUAUCGAUCUGUUGGCAGGAAAGUAAAUAUGUCCCAAAAGUAGUGAUGCACUGGUUGCCGAUACUGCUGUUUUUUGUUCUUUUAAAAAUGUUGCUUAUUUCAUUUGUUUGAACUUAUUAAUUACCUUACCUAAAUUGAAAUUUUUUUAAUCAAAACAUAAAAUAAGGGAAGCACAGAUUCAAUAAUACAAAUGGACAGGAGGACCUUGUGUGUGUGAGGACCUUGAGUCUUGCAAGUGGUUUGCGUCAACUUUCCGCUGUUUAUCGGCUCUUAAAAAAUCACUUUAAACUGCUUCGUGUCUAUUAUUGAAAUGACCGAUGAGACUUGAUGUAUUUGAAUUUCUGCUCGUAGUCCCUUCUCUUGAAAUUUCACAAGAACAUCUUUCAAACUGCAUGUUUUUCAGAGGUCAUGUAAUGAUCCCAAACUGCUGACAUUUUGUUAGACCGUAAACAAAUUGUACACGUGUGCGCAUGGCACGUUGCACUGUCUAACAUGUGACUCCUUCUGCCCAAAAAAUAAUGUGUUUACAUUGUUAGCAGUAGCUUUACUAGCCUGCCACCAAAAGGUUCAUGAGUAGACAUGCUCAUCGGCUACUGUCAUCGGUGCAUUCCACUUCAUUAACCGAUGGGCUGAUGUCCAUCAACAGCGCAGACAUUGGCCUAUACUGAUGGUUAUCCGAUACAUUGGUGCAUCUCUACCCAAAAGCUUUAGAGAGACAGAAUAAUGGGUCGACUGAUUAAUCUGACUGAUUAGUGACAUUUUGAUGUAAACGACACCAUUUUGGCAUCAGCCCUCUUUAGGCCGAUAUCACCGUCAAACAUGUAUAUUUUUAUAUCCAGGCAUUGACCCUUUUUUCCGCUCUUCUAGGCGCUCUGACUGAAUGUUAUGAUGAGCUGGGGAAUCGAUACCAGCUGCCAGUCUACUGCCUCUCUCCCCCUGUCAACAUGAUUGAGGAGCGCUCCGAGGAGCCUGACGGAUCAGAUCCAGACUCUGGUGCUGCUGAUCCGUCCACGGGCAGUGCCAGUGACCCCGGGUCAGGAGGGGAGUGCCAGCUGAGGCUCAGGCUCUCCACAGGUCGCGACCUGCGGCUCGCUGUCCGUUCCUCGGACACCGUGGGCAUGAUGAAGCGCCGUCUGCAGAGUCAAGAGGGCGUGCCCGCCCCAACCCAGCGCUGGUUUUUCUCAGGUCGGCCUCUCACAGACAGGCUGCGCUUGGACCAACUCAACAUCUCCAGGGACUAUGUGGUUCAGGUGAUCCUCAGCCAGCCGCCACAGCCAGAGCCACUGUCUACAGCAGGACACACACCAGAGGCCUGUGGGCCGGAGGAGGGAGUGGCUGCACUGUCGCAGCAACCGACGCCUGUGGAGAACUGACUCCCCUCAUCCUGGCAGCCUGGAGAUGGGAAUCCCAGCAGGCUCGGAGAAUAAAAGGAGGAUAACAAGGGAGAAAAAAGGAUGAAAAUUAAUUCUGACUUUUCUCUUUUUAUUUGCACUCUUCUUCUUCUCUUCUUCUCUCUUCUCUUGCUCUCAUCUCUUCUGUCUUCUCUUGAUUUCUCUCUUCUCUGCAAGCUGCUUUUGCGAGAAGGUCUUUCUUUGUUGGCUGUCUGCUGGAGCGAGAGGACUCUUGAAUCGAGAAAAAGACUCUUCCUAUUGGUUUUACACGAAAUUUUGACCUUUUUAAAGUCUUUUUAACUGUUCCUAUGGAAACCAAACAACAAAAACAGAACUUUGUCGGAUGGUUAAAAGGGUUUUCUUUGCGGACACUGAUUUUUCGAAUGUUUCUGUGUUUCCACUCGAGUUCUGCUCUCUGACAAAGGUCAUCAGGAUUCUGUUCAUGAGGCUACAGGGUUAAACAUUGAUUUCACAUCAAACACACACACACGUUCAACCUGUGAAGAUUAUAUAGAGAAGAAUAAGAUACUCAGCAAUCAAUAGUGAUCAUACGUGAAUCAAAUCUAGGUCACUUCUUUACACUAGGAUUCAGUCAGUGUGCUCAGAGCGUUAAUGAAAGCAGACAGAUGUGUCCUCAGUGGGAUCGGAGAGGUUUCAGUCAGGGGGCAUGACGGUGUUUUACUGAGCUUUACUCCACUCUGCUUCACUCUACAAUCAGAGCAAUCAUUAUAAUAACAUCAAGUAGUCAGCCUGUGUGAGAGUGUGUGUGUGGGUGUGUGUGUGAAGGUGUGUGAGUGGGUGUUCAUAUAUGUUAAAGACACAAGUACACAUAUUCAUGUGGGAAAAGGAUGGAACAUCGGAAACACAGUUGCAUAUUUUGAUUAAAAAUAGAAUGUUUUUAAUUAAAAUUGAUCAUUGUUUCUAUUCAUCAAUCUCUGUUUCACUUUGUGUCCCAGGUG